Molecule: messenger RNA, 510 nt
Organism: Alternaria arborescens
Lineage: Eukaryota; Fungi; Ascomycota; Dothideomycetes; Pleosporales; Pleosporaceae
Exons: 1
Coding region: 1-510 (169 amino acids)
Source: RefSeq, a predicted model, not a curated record
AUGUUUUUCCCAUCUGUAGAAGGCGUACGCCUAGCCACACCAGAUGACUUGGAUCGCAUUUCAAUUGUUGCGGCUGCCGCGUUCUUUUCGUCACCCACGUUCAAAUUUCAGCGUAUCCAUUAUCGAAAGUUCCCUUUGGACACGAUAGCUUCUUACUUUGUCCAGUACAAGAAAGCUAUGAAAGAUCCUGCAUGCGUGGUACUCGUCGCCGAAGACGUUAUCGACGAAGACGAAUCUGAGCAUGUCUACGACGCAAUACGCGAGUCUUUCAAGUCGGUAGCGCUGCGACGAAGAGGCAUUGUAGGAGUAUGCAGUAUUCAGCUCAAACCCGAAUCUGCAUAUACCCAUCAGUUCCAGCCUCCAGAGAUGCUUGCUAACCCCAAUGAGCGGCUGAGUGCUUAUGACCUCGAAAGAGACCAAAGUAUUGAAGCUGCGAAUAUCUAUGAUGCGGUCACGCGUCCGACGAAGCUCAAGUAUGCAUGGGCGAUACAUCUAGAUGGAGAUUGCUGA